AUGCUAAAACUGCCUAAUGAAGCCAACAAGCUUCCUAUAACAAAGAGUAUCCUUGCCGGUGUACCACAGCACCUUCGAAACUUGGCCAAACUGAAGAAUCUAACGGUCGAGGCUGUGAUGAAGUUGACUCCUCCGCAAGAAGGCAACAGAUCGAGAUGGAUAAUUCAAUAUCUGCUUUCAAUUGAGCCUAUGGACCAAUCAAGAUUAUAA
Molecule: messenger RNA, 210 nt
Organism: Botrytis fragariae
Lineage: Eukaryota; Fungi; Ascomycota; Leotiomycetes; Helotiales; Sclerotiniaceae
Exons: 2
Coding region: 1-210 (69 amino acids)
Source: RefSeq, a predicted model, not a curated record